This is a messenger RNA of Pyricularia oryzae 70-15, 6906 nucleotides long. RefSeq lists its product as uncharacterized. Gene Ontology annotation, cellular component: cytoplasm; nucleus; TSC1-TSC2 complex. The record is from RefSeq and is a predicted model, not a curated record. The coding region runs from base 494 to 5491 and encodes 1665 amino acids. The transcript is spliced from 3 exons. Gene Ontology annotation, biological process: negative regulation of TOR signaling; positive regulation of GTPase activity; regulation of small GTPase mediated signal transduction. Lineage: Eukaryota; Fungi; Ascomycota; Sordariomycetes; Magnaporthales; Pyriculariaceae. Gene Ontology annotation, molecular function: GTPase activator activity.
GUUUAAAACACCCCCCCAUGUAUUGCCGCUCGGAUCGCACCACGUGCAAAGCUCCCAUACAGCUAUGCCUACCUUGGCCCAAUGGCGUAAUUCAGGUCUGGUUUUGCGGAGACCGUGGGCCAAGCAAGUUUCCGCUGACGGCAAAACUUGGGGACGAACCAGGAUUAUUUCGCGAUUCGAAGUUUCAUGGGGUCGUGUCAGUCGCUGGUGGUGCUCAUGGCUCUUUAGCUAUUCUUCCCCAGAAACAACUACAACGGACCAACGCGCGAUCGACUCGACGAAAAGGCGCAGCAAAAGUGCGGAACUGUGCUUGUUUGCUGCGCGACCGCGGCUUUUAACAAUCACCAUCAGUCACCAUCGACCGGCUUCCAUACAUAGGUCCAGUUCCUACCUACCCUGAGCCCGCUUUUGGCUUUCUUCCCUCUGUCUAUUUGUAUGCAAGAACUAGCGUACCUUUUCGCUAGGCCACACGGCCUCAGAAAGCGACGAGCCUAUGUCCCGAUCGACUGAAGAUGCCACCCAGUCUCCAGACUCCGCCCGUAGCACAGGCGGCCUUGCCAGUGUCUUCAAGAACCUCACCGGCGCUAGACUGACCAAGUCCCCUCCGCCCGUGCAGCCAAUGCCGAUAUGUGCUGCUGCAUCCACUGCGCAGCUUACGACCGAGAGUGCCACUGUACAAGAAUGCACUGUAACUGGGCAGCCGGCGCAUCGUCUGGACGCUCUCGAACAUCUACGAUCCGCACCGCUGAACGAAAGGAUUGCAGCUGCCGCCUCAUUGCGUAUCGCCAUCGCAACAUGCUCCCUCACAUCGGUUCUCGACAUAUGGUACGCCGGCAAAGAUCUCAUCGAGCCAGGAAAGCCACAUGCGGCACGUGUUGCAGGCUGGGAGCUGGUCACAGAAUGUGUCAGACACCAUGAGUGCACUGAUCUCGAGAGGAGGGAGUACUUUCGAACCAUAUCCGCACCCGCAAAUCCUGAAGACUUUCAUCUCCAACUGGCUGCACUCGAGGAUCUCACCAGCCGUGGUCGAGACCUCGCCGGAUUCGAAUACGAUGUCGUACCGCUCCUUAGUACCUGGCUUCAGGAGAAGUUCCAGGCUGUCAAGGAGGCAAAAGAGGCUGUCAAAGAGGCCCGCAAGAACCCGUCGCGAAGCACCAGCCGGGCCACUAAGGCCAAGGCCAACGUUUCCGGGGAGGAAAAGAACUUCUCUCGGCUUUUUGAUUUUGUUCAAGAAGUCGUUAAAUUCAAUUUCAAGGUCACAAACGACAACUCGGCGGGUGGUUUAAUUGAGUGUCUUCUUGACAUUUGCAUGGCUACUAACUCUGAGGACGACUUAAAGUCAUGCAUUAACGUCUUCAACGCUAUAGUGACAUUUGGCAUGAUACCAUCAGCCAAUCUUGGUCGCUGUGUCAACGUUUUGAGUUCGAUAUACAGCAUGGUUGCAAACCUCGCAAAGCCCGCCUGGCAGGUUUUGUCAAACAUCUCCAAGUCACACCACGGGAACGCCAUGGUUCAAAUACUCCUAACUGUGCUACAGGCGUACACAGCAGCUGGCAGAGCAGAGUCCCAGCAACGGGACCAGCGCGAAGUUCGUGGUGCCCUUGAGGUGCUGCAAAAACUCGUCUGGAAAUCCUCAAAUAAAGGCUACCCUUCUGUUCCCUUGAGUCCUCUAAUAGACGGGCUUGUAAAUCUCGUCAAGAACCAGGCUACGCCCAAGACAUGCGGUAUCUUGCUUCAGCUCAUCAACUCACUCUUCGACGACGGGGCCAAAAAACUUAAUGCCGCCAUCGAAGAUGAGGACUGGGCUGUGAUCCUAAAUGUGGCUGCAGACUGCGCAAAACGAUGCCGUGUCUUGCCCAAGCCAGACAAGUCCAGCGGCAGGGAUGUGCCAGUUUCAGGGAGGUCGUUGUCUUCUCCCACAAGCAGCUUCGAAAGGGAAGAUCCAAUCUUGGCUGAGAUAGGACGACUUGCGGCCAGACUGGAGCAGCUCUUGCUAGAAUUCCAGUCCGAGCUUGUGCAGAGGCAAGACUGCAUUGUGUUCUUCACCAAGAUUCAUGAGCUCCUCCCGGACUCUGCUGCUGGUCUAGUACUCGACUAUUUUGCCGAGUUCCAUUGCUGUUUCCCAUCCGACAUUCAAUGGGAGGAUAAUGUCAGUCUCGUUCUCGAGACCUUCUUUCGCGACAGGCGUCGCUCGAUUUCGGUCAGGUCGAGGGCUUUCCGCAUCAUUACCGAAGUAAUUGACAUCCUGGAGAUUAUUGAUGCAGAAUCUGGUGUCUACACGGCACCAGGUCUCACCCAAAGCCUACUUGAUGGCAUCGCAGAAGAGAGCGAGACACAGAUACUCCAGAAUAUAGUCUCAUUCGCGGUUCCUGUUAGCCAAUCUGCUGACCAAGACCUGUUUGACCACAUCAUAGACUGCCUGCGGAGUGUGGUUGCAAACGAUCGGUCAAGAGCACCCCAUGUCCUGGCCCCAGUUAUGAACACAGGCAGUCAGACACAACCCCCGGAAUCUGCAGAUGACCAUGGGAACUUUCAGAGCCAAUCUAAUGUAGUCACAAGGGGUUAUGUUCAAAUGUUUAUGAGGUCAAUGGACACGGAUGUGAGAAAGGCCAGCAGGCUUUUUGAUGCCAUCGUCCAUAUCGCUCGUUCAAGCAAGUGUGAGACAGACGCCCGCCUAACGGCCAUGAAGAUGCUCUUUCGCCUGAGGUCGGACUGGGAAAAUCACGUCUUCCUGACACCUUUCACCGAGUCUGAUGCGUUGGCUACUAUGAUGUUUCGUACCGAGGAGUCAAUCUCCAAGAGGCUUACAGAAGAGGCACAAAAUGCCAGACCACCACGGCCUGAGGCCAACAGUCUCACUAAUCGUCCGGGCCGUGCAGUAUCUUUUGGACAGUCCAUCUCCCCCUUCGAGCGAGACAGGACGCCCGUAUCCCGCUCUACAAGUGGUGCAGGCGCGGGGUCAGCUUCAGCAGGGAAGUACAGGCAGAUGUGGUCUCUUUCCGACCAAGACGCUCUACCUGAGCCUCCGUCGCCGAUAGCGAGUCCAGUGCUGUUCUCGCACUGUCCAAUCGCCCCGGAUGAGGUUCCUGAGCCGGUGCCUGCCCUCAAUAUGGCCGCUUGGCUGGAGGCCCUAAUUAGCAUUCUCCAUGUGGGUUGCGAUUGGGAGAUUUAUAGUUUCAUUAUCGUGCACUUACCAUCCCAGCUCGCCAACCAUGCGCUGUUCGAGGAUGCCAUACCACAGGUUCAACAGAUCCGGGGCAUCAUCUGUGAAAAGAUACGCAACAACAUGUUCCAAGAACCACCGAUAUCAACGCAUCUGCGAAAAACCGAGGUGGCCGUUUGCUUCUACCAUAUUCUUACAACAAUACUGAGCUACCACCACCACUUCCAGAAGAACGAAGAGGACGAGAUAGUCCAGACCUUUAUGCAGGGUCUCUCAGACAAGUCGGCCAAAUGUUGCAUCCAUGCGUUAUCAAUCUGCGCCCAUGAGCUCCCACUGUCGACUAGCAAGUGUCUCGUCGCCAUUCUUCAGAGGAUGUCGCAAAUUAUCACGCGCCAAGGUGUCGCAAUGCACAUUCUGGAAUUCCUCGCUUGUCUCAGCAGGCUAUCAGAGCUUUACUCCAAUUUCAGGGAGGACGAGUACAGAAUUGUUUUUGGAAUUUGCUUCAGGUAUUUGCAAGACGUCCGGGCAAAAAGAUCAAGCCUUCGCUUGGGGAAUGGCAGCGAACCACCGACACCCAUGACCCCACUCGGUCAGCUGGACGCAGGCAACACCUCUGACGAUCUCCCGCAGUAUGUGUAUGCUCUGGGCUACCAUGUCAUCACAUUUUGGUUCCUGGCUGUAAAGCUACCGGACCGACCAAACCACGUACCCUGGAUAGCCAAGAAUCUCUUCGCAGAUGCCGACGGGGGGCCAGGGGAGGAGCAGGCCCAAAUCACCCUCGACUUCAUGUCCAGGGUUGCAUACUCGGAUGUGGAUGAGUCUUUGGAGGAUCCUCUUUUCACACAAGAGCGAUUCGAUGAGAUCAAGGAAAGAAACUGGAUUGUCGGCAACAGCAUCGUUUCGAUCAAACAGGCCACUAGGAACGGUUGGGCACACGUCACAAAACGACAACCGUCGGGAACUUCAUGCUUUGUCGUGCGUGAAAGCAUCAAGCCUCUUCCUCAUCAUCAAAUUCGGGCAGUCACGGCCGAAAGUAAUCGCGACGGGCAGACAAUGUUGGAAAAUGCCGCGUUCCCAAGCCACGUCAUGGUGCAGCUGCUUUCAUCGCUCCCGCAACCUCAAAACUCGACCCUGCGGCCUAUACCACUGCCUGAAGACCCUGCCAUACCUCGGGCUAUCAAAAUGUUUGACCACAACUCUCCAGUAGACGGGCACAAGGUGGGCGUUAUCUACAUUGGAGAGGGUCAAUCGAAGGAGGCAGAAAUUCUUGCAAAUGUGUCGGGAAGUAGAGACUACAUCGACUUUCUAAACGGCCUCGGCACACUAACGAAGCUCAAGGGUGCUACUUUCAACGCUCAAGGUCUGGAUCGUCAGUACGACACUGAUGGGCAGUACACGUUCUGCUGGAGAGACCGGGUCACAGAGAUAGUGUUCCAUGUCACCACGCAAAUGCCUACGAAUCUUGACCAGGACCCGGCGUGUACUCAAAAGAAGAAACACAUUGGCAACGACUUUGUCAACAUCAUCUUCAACGACUCUGGUCUACCCUUCAACUUCGACACGUUUGCAUCCGAGUUCAAUUACGUCAACAUUGUCAUUACGCCAGUUUCACGUGCCUCUUUCGUCGCCUCCCGGGAGCGCGCUGCCAAAAUGGCUGUUGCGAAGGAAGGCGGCACGACGGGCGAGGCGGACAACGGCAAAUCGUAUCAACAGUACAACCCGUUUUUCAAGGUCCAGGUGAUGAGCAAGCCAGGGUUCCCUGAGAUAUCACCAGCGGCGAGUACAAAAAUGAUCAGCCUCGAGUCUCUACCUGAUUUCAUCCGCCUGUUGGCUCUGAACGCAUCCGUGUUUUCUCAUGUGUGGUCGACUCGCACUAUUGGCGAGCACGUCUCAACAUGGCGCAACCGUCUGCGUGAGAUUGUGCGUAUGAGAGAGCGCUACGGGCCAAAGCCAACCGCGCCAUCGCCCUCGCCACCCCCAACAGCAUCUACAGGCGGAGGUGGCGGUGGAGGGUUUGGGGGCGUCAGCUCUGUGCCGACUAUAUCUUCUAUAUCGUCGUCACAACACACAGUCGGAAAUAUUGCAUCCUCUUCCACAUCGACGCUCGACGCUUCAAGGCCAGCUAGCAGUAUGCGCGACAGUUUCAGCAGUCUAAGGCGGUCGUCAGUGGCAACCUUUUUCACAACCGCGAGCGAGCAGACGCAGCAAUCUCACCGCUCGUCAAUGAUGUCGAGUGCGCCAACUCAUGAAGGCGUAGACAUGACGCCGACGCAGUCGAAUGGGCAUGAUCCUCUGGCUGAUUCGCUUGACUUUUCCAAGUGGGCUUGAGGAAAGCUAUAGAAGUUUUCAUCUGACAGCUUUUCUCUCCUCGCAAGACAGAAGUGAAUAAAUAGACCUGGUCAAAGCUCAGCAAAAGGUCUUUACUGCUUCUGUUUCCCCCUCGUCCUUCCUUCCUUCUUUCCAGAUAAAAGAAAGACAUGACAGCCUCCAUCGGGCCACGCAAAGGCAUAUGAAUGUAGAGAUGAAUGUGGGACGAGAUAUGGAUUUAACGCUUAUAAUGCAAACCCGAGUAUUUUCAUACUGAAGAGGAUUUCCACACGAACGUAAGACAUCAUGAGUAAACUUGCCGAAGCUUUCUCGUCCAUGUUGCUGCACGCCAAGGAGCCAUUUCUUCGAAUUCUCGGUUUCUAUAAAGAUAUGUACUCUUGUUAUUAGCACCAGAACCGGCCAAAAUGCCAGCCCAAGCCAAAAGUCCCAUGACCAGAAUCUCAUUCACAGUCCCCUUGGCAUCGGUAGUAUUGUUGUUGUGGGGGAAGGGUACAUUUGGAACCGGCAGGUUGAGUAUCUUGCACAGGGGUUCCCAUCCCUCACUGACGCGAUAGAAGAAGAGCUUUUCGGGGGGGAUGACCUUCCUCAGGGUGUUCUCGUGGUCCCGGAUGCUCUCGACGCGGUAGUCGUCGUAACCCAAUCUUAGCGCCAUCAGCCUCUUUUGCAGGUCCAUCCACCUGGAGAAGUAGCCGACGCCGGGCAGCCAGUAGGCGACCCAGGGCACGUAGAACAUGGAGAGCGAGUCGGCGAGGCGGCACAUGCUGAUGGCCCAGGACACGGCGUCGCGCGUCGUGCAGAUUACGACGGCGUCGGGGAAGACGCUCAAGAUCUCCUCGUACAUCAUGUUGGCCGGUAUGUCCAUGGUGGACGUGUAACCCUCGAGCAGGUCGGCCAGCAGCCACUCGAUGCGCUUGCGGUCCGACACUGUCCGGCAGUUGACUGCCAGUUCCAUCAGCUCCAGCCACUGGUGCCGCUGCCGUCGGCUGCCCGCGCACGACUGGAUGCCAGAGUCGUGCACUGGUCCGUCGAGGAGGAUCCGCAGCGCUUCGUUGAAACUCUUGGUUCCCGUGCGUGACCUGUGAGGGACAUAUGGGUUUUUGGGAUGAUUAGAAGGGAGGGCUGAAAGAAGGAGGAGAGGUACAGGACCAUUGUGGGGAUUGGGCAGGGGCUAGACUUUACAUUCCAGCGCCAAUGACUCUGAACUUGGUUCCUGGCACGGGGGAGCUUGGUUGUUGACCCAUUUUGUUAGCCUUCAAAAGUCGAAUCGGAUAUCUGUUCUGCUCACAUAGAUAUUGAGAGAGAGAGAGAGAGGAAAAAAUGCAUGUUAAGGGGAGGGAAAGAGAGCAAAGAAAAGAUAAAGAGUGAUGGGGAUCAUAUCACAGGAACCACAUUAUUAUCUAUUCAAGUAUUUUGCC